Helobdella robusta is the source of this 1686-nucleotide messenger RNA. RefSeq lists its product as hypothetical. The record is from RefSeq and is a predicted model, not a curated record. Bases 1 to 1686 code for a protein of 561 amino acids. The transcript has 6 exons. NCBI's taxonomy places the organism in Eukaryota, Metazoa, Annelida, Clitellata, Rhynchobdellida, Glossiphoniidae.
AUGCUGCUACUGUUGAUACCACUAAUACAACUGCUUCUGUUGCUGCUUCUGUUGCUGCUGCUGCAACUGCUACUACUUCUACUAUCACUGCUACUACUACUAAUAAUUAUUAUUAUUAAAAGCACAUGCGACGAAAACUUGGCCGAGCACCAGUUCGUGCCACACCUUGCAAAAUUCUCUCUUGAGUGCGGUCAAAAUGUAUUUCCGUUUCCGCUGCGAUGUCAAGAGACGGAGUCCUUUAUAGCUGUCCCACCACACAGUGAGAAAUCGCAGAGAAUGGAAGGUGGUGGUGUUGCAGUUGACGAGUCCUUUAUAGCUGUCCCACCACACAAUGAGAAAUCGCAGAGAAUGGAAGGUGUUGUUGUUGCAGUUGACGUUCGCAACGACACUGACAACAACAACAAAAGCAACAACAACAAAAGCAACCAUAAAAACAACAACAACAACAGUAACGACGACAAUAAUAAUAAUAAUAAUAAUAAUAAAACCGUGACUGGUAUUUAUGAUAACAUUAACAUCAGCAACACGGCAUUAUCUGAUCAGUUGAUCGUGCAACAACAACAACUACAACAGCAACAACUACAACAACAGCAGCAACAACAACUACAACAACAACAACAACAAAACGUUAUUAAAAACAUUUCAUGGUUGAAAUUAGAAAAACGCGAUCUGCUGAAUGCCCAAAAUAGCCACAUGAAUAAUGAUGGAGAAGAAGAAGAAGAUGAUGAUGAUGAUAAUGGUCUGUAUGGCUUCUACAACGACCACAACAACCGCAAUUACAUCAAAAGAUACAACAGCCACAACAGAAACCACCACCAUUUCAAUAAUUACAUUAGAAGCAGUAGCAACAACAAUUACAUCAACAACCACGGAUAUAUUAAUAGAAACAACAUUAAACAUUAUAACAGCAUCGAUAAAUCUAACAACAACAACAAAUUCUACAACAAUGAUUAUUAUAAUGAUAACAAAAACACACAACACCACAUAAACAACAACAUCAACAACAACAACAUAAACGAUGAUGACGAUAAUGACGAAGACUUAAGCUCAAUCCUAUUGGAUAAAAAAUCAAAAGAUUAUCAACAAAUGCCCUUUCUAAUGCGAUCAUCAUCAUCAUCAUCGUCGCCAACAACAUCAUCAUCAUCAUUACCGCCGAUAUCAUCAUCAGCAUCUUCGGAUGGUAAUGAUGAUGAUUUUGAAUCAUCGUACUUGAGUAUCAUUAAUAAUGUCCUCAGAGAAGAGUUGCGAAAAAAUAGACUCGAAUACCUCGUCAACAACAACAACAACAACUUUAAUAAUAAUAAUAAACAUAAUAAUAAAUAUAAAUAUGACCACAGAAACUAUUACGAUGACAAUAAUAAGCAAGAUUAUUACAUCACUACAGAGGACACCAACAAUAUCAACGACAACCUACCAAAACAAAUCAACAAACCUUUUAAUUACAUCAACAACAACAAAGAUGAUGAUGAUGAUGAUGAAGAGGGCGAUGAUGAUGAUCACGAAAGUUACUAUCACAAGAUAAUAAACUUUAAUAACCACAACAACAACAUCAACAACCAUGACGUUAACGAUUACAGCAAAAGCAACAAAUUAAAAGAGUUAUUGUUCAAAGAAUCUGAAAAAAAGAUCAUAAAUAAUGCAGCGGAACGAGACAAAGAUGAAUUUCUCAAUAAAUUACAUCACUAA